Epinephelus moara (kelp grouper) is the source of this 1179-nucleotide messenger RNA. RefSeq lists its product as uncharacterized. Gene Ontology annotation, molecular function: signaling receptor activity. NCBI's taxonomy places the organism in Eukaryota, Metazoa, Chordata, Actinopteri, Perciformes, Serranidae. Gene Ontology annotation, cellular component: membrane. The transcript is spliced from 5 exons. The record is from RefSeq and is a predicted model, not a curated record. The coding region runs from base 80 to 682 and encodes 200 amino acids. Gene Ontology annotation, biological process: adaptive immune response.
CUCACUCUCAGCAUACUGCUGUCUGGUUAAACCUCAUAACCAUCCUUUGUCUCCUCUGCACAGCCCCGAGUGACCAAGCAUGUCUGCCGUCUGUCUGAAGCUCAUAACCAUCCUGUGUCUCUCCUGCACUGUCCUGAGCGGCCCAGGGGGCAGUGGAGUGGUAUGGAUAGAUUUUGGAGGAGCCGUCACCAUCCAGUGCAGACCUUCUGAAACAGGCCAGGAGUUCCUGGCUGUGCAGAAGGGUCUCAGUGAGGACAGUCGAAUCUUGUUCAUAGAUGGCAGCUCUCAAAAAAAGACUUUUCACAAAGACUUCAUGGGCAGAAUUCAGUCAAAUGGAGAAUUCCCCAACAUGGAUAUCCUCAUCAAAAACUUGACCACUGAGGACACAGGACCAUACUGGUGUGUGUACAAGAAGUUUGACGUGAAUUCCGGGCAAACCAUAAGCACAAAAGGCACAGGGUCCAUGCUCCUGGUGGUGACAGAUACAGUGAAGCCGUGUGACUCCUCAACCAACUAUCUGCUCCUGGUGUCUGUUGUGAUCAGUGCUGCUGUGCUGCUGGGCAUCUUCAUAUGCUUCCUCAUAUGGCUCAUCAAGACCAAGACUUUGUGCACCACAGAGAAACCGCGGCACGUCCCCAACAAUGAUGUUUAUGAGGACAUGCGUGGAACAAUCAGACGCUAAAGAUGUCAGUCUGCAAGCAAGCAACCUGAAACUCCACAGUGUGUGCACCGCUGAGGCACAAGUGAUGCACGAGAAGCAAUUCUGCAACUUCAGCAUGUUCUUGAACAUCUCUUCAGGCCUUGUGUGUCUGGGUGAAAGAACAUUAAGACAUUACGGUCCAUGAAUUGUCCCCAGGUACAACACGGGAACACGCGCAAUGCCAGUGAACAGACUGGCACAAUGUAUUAAAAUCCUUUAUAUAACUCUGUUUGAAUGUAGUAGGGAGGCUCAAAUGUCAUAGUUUGUCUUGUCUUUCAUUGCAUCAGACAGACAUCAGAACUGGAUUGUCCUCUGACAUGAUCCUGACAUACAUUUUUAAUGUAAAUAUUUUAAUUUCCAUUUCUUCUGUACAAAGUGAUGAUUAUUUUGUAGAAACAGCAGGUUUAACUUGACUCCCAUAAAAUAUAUCUACAAUGUUUUGUUAUAUAAUAACUGUAAUUUCAUGUCUACAUAAAUAA